Molecule: messenger RNA, 1077 nt
Organism: Zea mays
Lineage: Eukaryota; Viridiplantae; Streptophyta; Magnoliopsida; Poales; Poaceae
Product: RING-H2 finger protein ATL2K
Exons: 1
Coding region: 173-886 (237 amino acids)
Source: RefSeq, marked validated
ACCGCGCCACCCAUUGUUGUCGCUUCUCACUUCUCACUCACCAACCAACCCAACCGAGCAACUUGGCUCGUACCGUACGUACUACCUGCUCCGACACGCCGAGGAGCUAGAGAGGACCGCGCGCGUGCUGCUGACCUGCGGGAGCUAGGACAGACACGAUACGACAGAUACCAUGUCGACGACGACGACGAAGGCGAGCGACCCGGGGUCCGCGUGGUUCGGCAGCGGUGCACGGACCCGGUCGGCGGCGGGGAUAAGCCACAACGCGCGGCUCGUCACCACCGCGGUCGCCGCGUUCGUGUCCGUGCUCGGCCUCGCCCUCUUCCUCCACCUCUACGUCUGCCACGUGCGCCGCCGCAACCGCCGCCGCGCGGCGGCAGUGCUGCCGACGACCACGGCCGCCGCGGCGGCGGCGGCGGCCCCGAAGCGCGGGCUGGAUCCCGCGGCCGUCGCGGCGCUGCCGACCGUCCUCUACAGGGACGCGGGCGGCGCCGACGAUGGCGCCGAGUGCACCAUCUGCCUCGGCGCCGUGCAGGAAGGCGAGCUGGUGCGGGCGCUCCCGGCCUGCGGCCACGUGUUCCACGUCCCCUGCGUCGACACCUGGUUCGCGUCCAGCUCGUCGUGCCCGGUCUGCCGCGCCGAGGUCGAGCCGCCGCCGCCGCCGGCACUGAGCUCAUCGGCUCUGUUCGUGCAGGCGGAGAAGGUGGUGCAGGACGCCGUCAAGGAGGAGGCCGGCAGCUCCACGCCGGAGAGGGGGAUCGGUGCCUGCGCGUCGCUGAUGAAGAUGCUCAGCAGGGAGAGGCCGGCGCCGCGGAGGCCACACGCCGACGCCGGGGACUUGGACGACUUGGAACGGCAGCAGCAUUCUGUUGCCGUCAAUAAUUAGCCUAUUGUUUUUUAUUAGAAAAAAAAGGAAAGAAAGGCGGCCUUUUUAGUCUGGUCGUUCUCCACAUCAUUUGUAUAUCCCGCAUUUGCGUGAGUGGUGCAGUAGUAAGACAGGUCUGUGACUGUGAGCUCUUGACUUUUUUUGAUGAAUGUAAGAGCCCAUUUCAAAAGAAUUGGUAUGGUUCGAAUCUC